Molecule: messenger RNA, 684 nt
Organism: Vanderwaltozyma polyspora DSM 70294
Lineage: Eukaryota; Fungi; Ascomycota; Saccharomycetes; Saccharomycetales; Saccharomycetaceae
Exons: 1
Coding region: 1-684 (227 amino acids)
Biological process (GO): mitotic DNA replication termination; site-specific DNA replication termination at RTS1 barrier
Cellular component (GO): nucleus
Source: RefSeq, a predicted model, not a curated record
AUGAUCAGUUAUGGGAGAAGGUCAAGCUGUGGUAUUGCAAGCUUAUUGAGUAUGGGUAAUGAUGGUGGAUCUUUUAGUAAGUCUUAUAACUUGAAGUUAGAGUUAGACAAGGAUACGACUAAUCAGCCGGUUAGUGACGAUAAUGUCAAAGAAUUUCAAGACGGCUCUAUUUGGAAGUACUGUAAAUUGAGCAAUAAGCCAUUGUUGGUGCCUAUAGUUAGUGACUAUAAGGGUCAGUUGUUUAAUAAAGAGUCUGUCCUGGAAUGGCUGCUUACUCCGGAGAAAGAGGAUUAUACAUCUCAACAGGUUGAGCAAUUUAAACAUAUAAAGAAACUAAACGACGUAAUUGAAUUGAAAAAUAUAAUUCAAUCUUCCAAUGGAGAGAUACGGUGUGGUUAUGGGGAUGAUGUACUUGGCAAGAAUCCCAAAGUAAGAUUUAUAUAUAUCAGUAAAUGUGGUGAUGUUUUACCAAAAAGAAUUAUUUCGAGAGACAGUGAGAAGAAAUGUCCAGUUUGCAACGAAGUUUAUGAAGUUGCAGAUAUUGUCAACAUCAAUUAUGAGGAUUCCGCAAGUACAGCCAAGAGAUUGGAAUACUUGGUUAAAAACAAAAUAUACCACAAUGGUAAAAGUAAGGUCAAGAAAAGAGUUUCAAAAACAAACAAAAUUACAAAACCUAAUCACUAA